Messenger RNA from Tinamus guttatus (white-throated tinamou), 1675 nucleotides. The record is from RefSeq and is a predicted model, not a curated record. Lineage: Eukaryota; Metazoa; Chordata; Aves; Tinamiformes; Tinamidae.
GGAAGGUUGUGUGGAGUCGAGAGGAGUCCCUGGCAGAAGUGGUAAGCUUGGAGAUGGUGGAUCUACCUCUGACAGGGGCACAGGCUGAGUUGGAGGGAGAAUUUGGAAAGAAAGCAGCCAUUCAAGAUGGCUUGCUAGGGAUGUUUCUGAAGCGUCUCUCCUCCCAGCUUAUCCUUCUGCAAGCCUGGAUGGCCCAUCUUUGGAAGAUGUUUUAUGAUGCCAGGAAACCCCGGAGCCAGAUUAAGAAUGAGAUUAAUAUUGAUAAUUUGGCAAGAGAUGAAUUCAACCUCCAGAAAAUGAUGGUGAUGGUCACGGCUUCAGGCAAGCUUUUUGGCAUUGAAAGCAGCUCUGGCACCAUCCUGUGGAAGCAGUACCUCAGGAAUGUGCAACCCGGCUCCUCCUUCAAGCUGAUGGUCCAGAGAACAACAGCCCAUUUCCCCCACCCUCCGCAGUGCACCUUGCUCAUUAAGGACAAGGAAACCAAAAUGAGCUUUCUGUAUGUCUUUAACCCCAUCUUUGGGAAGCGGAGCCAGGUAGCUCCCCCUGUGCUGAAGCGUCCGGUCCUUCAGACUUUACUCCUGCCUAUUAUGGAUCAAGACUAUGCCAAAGUGCUGCUCCUGAUUGAUGAUGAGUACAAGGUUACAGCUUUCCCAGCGACUAAGAAUGUUCUUCGCCAGUUAGAGGAAAUAGCCCACUCUAUCUUUUUUUAUCUAGUGGAUGCUGAUCAGGGAAAACUUUCUGGGUUCAGGCUGAAAAAGGACCUGACAACGGAGGAGAGUUGGAAUGUGAUCAUUCCUGUGGAAGUGCAGAGGAUAGUGACAGUAAAAGGGAAGAGAUCCAGUGAGCACGUGCACUCACAGGGCCGCGUGAUGGGCGAUCGCAGCGUUCUCUACAAGUCUUUGAAUCCAAAUCUGCUUGCGGUGGUGACGGAGAGCGCCGAUACCCAUCCAGAACGCACUUUCAUUGGAAUAUAUCUCAUCGAUGGGGUCACGGGCAGGAUCAUCCACUCCUCAGUGCAGAAGAAAGCGAAGGGACCUGUCCACAUUGUCCAUUCGGAGAACUGGGUGGUGUACCAGUACUGGAAUACGAAGGCACGUCGGAACGAGUUCACUGUGCUGGAGCUGUACGAGGGCACGGAGCAGUACAACGCCACGGCCUUCAGCUCCCUCGACCGCCCGCUUCUGCCCCAGGUCCUCCAGCAAUCUUACAUCUUCCCGUCUGCCAUCAGUGCCAUGGAGGCCACCAUCACCGAGCGAGGCAUCACCAGCCGCCACUUGCUCAUUGGGCUUCCCUCUGGGGCCAUCCUCUCCCUUCCAAAGGCUUUGCUGGAUCCUCGCCGUCCUGAAAUCCCUACAGAACAAAGCAGAGAAGAGAACUUGAUUCCAUAUUCUCCUGAUGUGCAGAUCCAUGCUGAGAGGUUCAUCAACUACAAUCAAACCGUAUCACAAAUGAGGGGGAUUUACACAGCGCCCUCCGGCCUGGAGUCCACGUGCUUGGUUGUUGCAUAUGGCCUGGACAUCUAUCAGACCCGAGUGUACCCCUCGAAGCAAUUCGACGUCCUCAAAGAUGACUACGACUACGUGCUGAUAAGCAGCGUCCUCUUCGGCUUGGUUUUUGCCACUAUCACGCUGUUUUGAUUUCCUCAGGUGAAGCUGCUGAACGGCGCGUGGCGGUA